Molecule: messenger RNA, 3732 nt
Organism: Coffea eugenioides
Lineage: Eukaryota; Viridiplantae; Streptophyta; Magnoliopsida; Gentianales; Rubiaceae
Product: protein unc-13 homolog
Exons: 26
Coding region: 218-3550 (1110 amino acids)
Source: RefSeq, a predicted model, not a curated record
CCAUUCACAACUUAAAUCCAAUUAAUUCAGCUCAAAAUUCACAGCCAAAAAAAAAAAAAAAACCCAGUUUCCCUUCCUCACUUCGAGAAAUUUCACUCCAAUCCUAGUCAAAUCUGCUGUUUCUUCAUCGCCGGGCGGUUAAUCAAAGUCGAAAGCAAAGCAAAAGUGAAGUUACUGGUGCAGCAGUUCUCUUCAGCUCGACCAAUUCAAUUUUGAGAUGGAAGAGGAGGGUGUGGUUGGAGUUCUGCAGCGAUAUAGGCGGGACAGGAGAGUGCUGCUGAGUUUCAUUUUAUCUGGUAGCUUAAUCAAGAAGGUGGUAAUGCCCCCAGGAGCAGUUUCGUUGGAUGAUGUGGAUCUGGAUCAAGUCAGUGUUGACCAUGUUUUGAAUUGUGCCAAGAAAGGAGAAAUGCUUGACCUCUCAGAAGCUAUUAGAGAGUAUCAUGACAGUACUUUGUUCCCAAAUAUGAAUAAAGCAGGUCCUGCCGAUGAAUUCUUUUUGGUUACGGAUCCUAUUUCUUCAGGUUCACCUCCAAGAAGGGAACCUCCUCUUCUCCACAGUAUUAUGCCAUCCCCCAUUUUGCCAAGUCUAGCAACUCCAGAGACUCUUGAUUCUGCAGAAGAUGAAAAUUUGUUAAAUCUAUCAAAGUCCCAGUCUCUUAACUCCACACAAGUUCAAGAGUUGACUAUCGAUGACAUUGAUGAUUUUGAUGAUGAUGAAGAUUUGGAAGAAGUUGAUAGUCAGCGAUACUCUAGACGAGUUCUGAAUGAUGCUGCUGAUCUGGAGCUUGGAUUGCCUUCAUUUGCCACAGGUAUUAUGGAUGAUGAUCUCCGUGAAACUGCAUAUGAGAUUCUCUUGGCUUCUGCUGGAGCUUCAGGGGGCCUCAUUGUUCCUGUCAAAGAAAAAAAGAAAGAUAAAAAAUCAAGAUUGAUGAGGAAGUUGGGACGCAGUAAGGGUGAACAUGUUGCGACACAAAAUCAGCAGACAUCUGGUUUAGUUAGUCUUUUGGAGACAAUGCGUGUCCAAAUGGAGAUUACUGAGGCAAUGGAUGUUAGAACAAGAAUUGGCCUUCUGAAUGCAAUGGUGGGAAAAGUUGGGAAAAGAAUGGAUGCUCUUUUGAUUCCACUGGAAUUGCUGUGUUGUAUAUCACGUACAGAGUUUUCUGACAAGAAGUCAUAUAUCAAAUGGCAAAAAAGACAACUAAAUGUGAUGGAGGAAGGCCUUAUCAAUCAUCCUGCUGUAGGAUUUGGAGAAUCUGGCCGCAAAGCAAGUGAGUUAAGGGUGCUGUUGGCAAAGAUUGAGGAAUCUGAGAUGCUUACACCCUCUGCUGGUGAGCUUCAGCGGACAGAAUGUUUAAGAUGUCUGAGAGAUGUUGCUACUCCCCUUGCAGAGAGGCCUGCUCGAGGUGACUUAACUGGUGAAAUAUGCCAUUGGGCAGAUGGUUAUCACUUAAAUGUUAGAUUAUAUGAAAAACUGCUUCUCAGCGUAUUUGACAUUCUUGACGAAGGAAAACUUGCAGAGGAAGUGGAAGAAAUCUUGGAGCUUUUGAAGUCCACUUGGCGAAUUCUGGGAAUCACAGAAACCAUCCAUUAUACUUGCUAUGCAUGGGUGUUGUUUCGUCAGUUUGUUCUCACGGGCGAGCGAGGGUUGUUGCAACAUUCUAUUGAACAAUUGAAGAAAAUCCCUUUGAAGGAGCAGCGAGGAUCACAGGAGAGGUUGCACUUGAAAAGUUUGCUUGGAAGAGUUGAAAGUGAGAAUGGAGUUCAAGAGAUGACGUUUUUACAAUCUUUCUUACUACCAAUCCAGAAAUGGACUGAUAAGCAUCUCGGAGAUUACCAUCAUCAUUAUACUGAGGCCACAGCAAUGAUGGAGAGUGUAUUAGUUGCAGCAAUGGUUGUUCGAAGACUUCUUUGUGAAGAACCUGAAAUGGCAAUGUACACUGGACCUGUCGCAGAUACUGAGCAGAUAGAAUCAUAUGUUUUGUCAUCCAUUAAAAGUGCAUAUGUGAGGAUAAUUAAGGAUGUUGAGACGAUGUCUGAUGUAACACACGAGCAUCCGUUGGCAUCACUUGCAGAGCAAACAAAGAAACUUUUGAAAAAAGAUGCAACUAUGUAUAUGCCUAUCCUAUCUCAGAGGCACUCAAAUGCAACUGCUGUUUCUGCCUCUCUCAUUCACAAGCUUUUUGGAAUCAAAUUGAAACCAUUUCUCGAUAGUGUUGAACAUCUCACUGAAGAUACUGUAGCUGUAUUUCCUGCUGCUAAUAGCCUUGAGCAGUAUGUAAUAGAAGUCAUCAUGUCAAACUGCAACGAAGAAACUGGAGAAAUGUAUUGCAAGAAACUAAAUUUAUACAAGAUCGAGACUAUAUCUGGGACACUGGUGCUGAGAUGGGUGAAUUCGCAACUUGGGAGAAUUUUAAGUUGGGUUGAGCGUGCUAUUGAACAAGAGAGAUGGGUCCCUGUGUCACCUCAACAAAGGCAUGGAAGUUCAAUUGUUGAAGUCUACAGAAUUGUGGAAGAGACAGUUGAUCAAUUUUUUGCUCUGAAAGUCCCAAUGAGGUCUAGUGAACUAAGCAGCCUCCUUCGUGGCAUUGACAAUGCAUUUCAAGUGUAUGCAAGGAGUGUGGUGAAUCAACUAGCCAAGAAAGAAGAUGUUAUUCCUCCUGUGCCGAUUCUUACACGUUACUCUAAAGAAGGUGGAAUUAAGGCACUAGUAAAAAAGGAACUGAGGGAUCCAAGGCAACCUGAUGUGAAAAGGUCGACUGAUUAUAGUGCUUUGACAACACCAACGGUUUGUGUUCAGUUGAAUACACUUUACUAUGCAAUUAGCCAACUGAAUAAGUUGGAAGAUAGCAUUUGGGAGAGAUGGACAAGGAAAAACUACCAUGAUAAGUCAAUAAGGAGACCUACAGAAGAAAAUUUAAGAAGUUCCACACAGAAAGAGACUUUUGAUGGCAGUAGAAAAGAUAUAAAUGCUGCUAUUAACCGAGUUUGUGAGUUCACUGGAACUAAAAUAAUUUUUUGGGACCUCAGAGAGUCUUUUAUUGACAAUCUUUAUAAGCCAACUGUUUCUCAGUGUAGGUUUGAAACAUUGAUUGAUCAACUGGAUUUGGUACUCAAUCAACUUUGUGAUAUAAUUGUGGAGCAACUCCGAGAUCGUGUUGUAACAGGUCUCCUCCAAGCCUCACUGGAUGGCUUACUCCGCGUCAUUUUGGAUGGAGGCCCAUCACGCAUUUUUACCCUUGCUGAUGCUAAGUUAUUGGAGGAAGAUGUAGAGGUCUUAAAGGAGUUUUUCAUCUCUGGUGGAGAUGGGCUUCCUCGUGGAGGAGUUGAAAAUCAAGUAGCUGGCGUACGGCAGGUGAUAAAGUUGCUUGGUUAUGAGACGCGGGAGUUGAUCGAGGACUUAAAAUCUGCAAGUGAAUUAGAGCUGCAGGGUGGCAGGAGCAAAUUGGGUGCAGAUACGAAAACCCUCCUGAGGAUUUUGUGUCAUAGGGGUGAUUCAGAAGCUUCUCAGUUCCUCAAGAAACAUUACAGGAUACCAAAAUCUGCCACUUAGACAGAUGCUAUUUUUCUCAAAAAUUUCAAGUGGAGUUAAUAAUUCAUUUUGUACCUUGUAGGCUUUGCUAAGAACUGUAGUAUAUCUAAUUGUUCUACAGUAUUAAAUAUUCUACCCCACAAUCGCUCUUUCCUUCUGGCACCCUUCAACUCGUUUAUUUAGUUGUUUAUUUGUUUUUUCUC